CUGUUCCUUAUUUCCAUUGCCGGACCGAAGGCGAACAUAUCAAUCCAGCCUUUUCCCCUUCGACUUUGAAUACUACUUUUCGAAGCAAACAGAGAUCUUACUACAUGACCUGUCUCCCCAUAGAACCCCGCCAACCAACGACUCGCGCGCAUCAUUACUUCGUCCUACACACCAGCCAAUCGAUCAUCUUACUGUGCUCUCUUGUAAGCAGCAUAGCACCUAUCGCAUAACGACGCUCGCCUCCAAUCCAACUGCCCACGAUGGCGCACAUCUCAGUCAUCCUGACGGCCAUCGUCGGUGGCUCGUACCUCGUCUUCCUGCUGCUGGACUACAUCAUCACGUCGCGGCGGGUCGCAGCCAAAGCGGAGGAAUGGGGCUGCAAAGAGCCGCCGGAGCAACGCAACCGAUUACCACUGGGCAUCGACAAGGUUAUGGACUCCAUGGCUGCCGACGAGAAGAAACUGUUCCCGGAGUACAUGGUAGGGCAGGCCGACAAGAUGGGCGUUUACACAUGGAGCUAUCGUCUGUUUGGCACCAAGAUCAUCAGCACACACGAUCCACAGAAUAUCCAGGCCAUCCUGGCAACCCAGUUCGGAACGUUUGACCUGGGAGAACAGAGGCGCGCCACGUUCUGGCCAAUGCUGGGAAAUGGCAUCUUUACACAGUCUGGCGCCGACUGGAAGCACUCGCGGGAGAUGAUGCGGCCACAGUUCACCAGGGACCAAGUGAGCGACCUGGAUCUCGAGGAGCGGCACGUGCAGAACAUGAUGAGCGCCCUCGACGCCAAGCUGAAGCCCGACGGGUGGACCAACGUGGUCGACCUCCAGGCACUCUUCUUCCGCCUCACCCUCGACUCGGCCACGGAGUUCCUGCUGGGCGAGUCCGCAGACACCCAGCUGCAGCACAUCCCGGACUACCCACGAUCUCGGAACUCGGCCGAAGCUCUGCACAACGUGGACUUUGCCUGGGCCUUCGACAGAGGCCAGUGGGCACUGGCCCAGCGGGCGCGCCUGGGCCCGCAGUACUAUCUCUACACGUCCAGGGAGUUCCGCAAGUGUAUCAGGCAGUGCAACAGCUUCAUGGACCAUUAUGUGAGGAGGGCACUGAACAAGGACCUGCGCCAGGCGGAGAAGGAGGUCGAGGCGAAUCCCAAGCCCAAGUUUGUCUUCCUGGACGCGCUGGCCGAGAAGACACGCGACCCGAUCGAGCUGCGCUCCCAGAUCAUGCACAUGCUGCUGGCCGGUCGUGACACCACCGCCUCGACGCUGGGCUACCUGUUCAUGCUGCUGUCGCGGGAUCCUGUACGCUACAAGAAGCUGCGCGAUACCAUCAUCGAGGACUUUGGCACCUACGCCCAGCCCAAGGAGAUUACCUUCUCCAAGCUCAAGAACUGCCAGCCUCUCCAGUACUGCCUCAACGAGACGCUGCGGCUGCACCCCAUCGUCCCCAUCAACGGCCGCCAGGCUUACAAGGACACCAAACUGCCCGUGGGUGGUGGUCCGGAUGGGAAGUCGCCUGUCUUUGUCCGCAAGGGCCAGUCUGUUGAGUACUGUGUUCACAUCCUGCACCGGCGCAAGGACAUCUGGGGUCCUGAUGCGGACGAGUUCAUCCCAGAGCGAUGGGAGAACAAGAAGGUCGGAUGGGAAUACGUACCAUUCAAUGGUGGGCCACGAAUCUGCCUGGGCCAGCAGUUUGCGCUGACGGAAGCAAGUUACGUGACUGUGAGGCUGCUGCAACGAUUUGAAGCGAUGGAAAACAGGGAGCCGGACCCAGUUGUGCGGCACAACCUCACUCUCACAACCUGCAGCGCCAACGGUGUCAAGGUUAGCCUUCGAGCGGCGGGGAAGCAGUAAGUGGACGAUAUGGUAAACUUACGAACAAAAGCCACAGUGGUAGUGGCCCAGAGCUGAAGGACAAAGUUUACAUGUGGGUUGGGAAUCAAGGUUCAGUUUGAUAAGAGUGUUCACAGAAGGAGGUCGGCAACCCGGUCUGGAGUAAUCCCCCGCCCCGUCCCUCCCUCCUCCUCGAGAUGAGAUAAUCUCUCGGCCAGCUGUUGGUGGCAUCAUACCGGUUCUUCCCGUCCACUAAGGGGUUCCACGACACGCACGGGUAUCCUAUCAGAAAGCUAAAUUGCCCAGAAUGCUCUAAAUAUGUAUAUAAUGCAGGUGGUUCAUUAUUAUAAUGGUACAACAUCGGUUACUCGAC
Molecule: messenger RNA, 2205 nt
Organism: Cryphonectria parasitica EP155
Lineage: Eukaryota; Fungi; Ascomycota; Sordariomycetes; Diaporthales; Cryphonectriaceae
Product: cytochrome P450
Exons: 2
Coding region: 261-1853 (530 amino acids)
Molecular function (GO): heme binding; oxidoreductase activity, acting on paired donors, with incorporation or reduction of molecular oxygen, reduced flavin or flavoprotein as one donor, and incorporation of one atom of oxygen; iron ion binding
Source: RefSeq, a predicted model, not a curated record